This is a messenger RNA of Puntigrus tetrazona (Sumatra barb), 2593 nucleotides long. RefSeq names its product single stranded DNA binding protein 3a (gene ssbp3a). Gene Ontology annotation, cellular component: nucleus. The transcript has 18 exons. Gene Ontology annotation, biological process: positive regulation of transcription by RNA polymerase II. Lineage: Eukaryota; Metazoa; Chordata; Actinopteri; Cypriniformes; Cyprinidae. Bases 119 to 1285 code for a protein of 388 amino acids. Gene Ontology annotation, molecular function: protein binding; single-stranded DNA binding. The record is from RefSeq and is a predicted model, not a curated record.
UCGCUGUGGCAGGGUCGGUUGAAGCGGAUGGGGUCAGAGGCGGGCUACACGUUGACAGCUGGAACAUAAGGAAGCAUCGCAGUCAGGCGGGCAGACGCGUUUAUGUUCAGCGCAAGUCAUGUUCACGAAAGGUAAAGGGAACGCGGUGCCAUCGGACGGGCAAGCUCGGGAAAAGUUGGCAUUGUACGUCUAUGAAUAUUUGUUACACGUGGGAGCUCAAAAAUCUGCACAGACGUUUUUAUCAGAGAUAAGAUGGGAGAAGAACAUAACCCUUGGUGAACCACCAGGUUUUCUGCACUCUUGGUGGUGUGUGUUUUGGGACCUGUACUGCGCAGCACCUGAGAGAAGGGACACGUGUGAUCACUCCAGUGAAGCAAAGGCCUUCCAUGACUAUAGUGCUGCUGCAGCACCCAGUCCAGUCCUAGGCAACAUACCUCCCAGUGACAGCAUUCCAGGUGGACCCAUGCCCCCCGGAUUCUUCCAGGGACCACCUGGUUCCCAACCCUCCCCUCACACUCAGCUACCUCCCAACUCUAACAUGAUGGGGGCGCAUGGACAGCCUUUUAUGUCUCCUCGCUAUGCUGGAGGACCUCGGCCACCCAUCAGAAUGGGUAACCCGCCUCCAGGUGGGCAGCCUUUACCUCCAAAUAUGAUGGACCCUACACGACCAACAGGCCAUCCAAAUCUGGCACCUCUGCAGAGAAUGAAUGCUCCUCGAGGAAUGGGCCCGAUGGGACCGGGACCACAGUCUGAUCCUUGGUUAUUACAGAGCUAUGGAGGAGGAAUGCGGCCUCCAAACUCCAUGGGCCCUGGAAUGCCAGGGGUGAACAUGGGAGCAGGAGCAGGAAGACCGUGGCCUAAUCCUAAUAAUGGAAACACGAUACCAUAUUCCUCAUCAUCCCCAGGAACAUAUGUGGGUCCUCCUGGAGGAGCAGGAGGUGGUGGUUGUCCUCCAGGUACACCCAUCAUGCCAAGUCCAGCAGACUCCACUAACUCGGGUGAAAACCUCUACACAUUGAUAAACUCGGUACCACCGGGAGGAAACAGAUCUAAUUUUCCUAUGGGUCCUGGGUCAGAUGGCCCAAUGGGAGGACUGGAACCACAUCACAUGAAUGGCUCACUGGGUUCAGGUGACAUAGAUGGAAUCUCAAAGAACUCUCCUAAUAAUCUAAGCAGCAUGAGUAACCCACCAGGAACGCCACGAGAUGACAGUGAACUAGGUGGAAGUUUCCUACACUCUUUCCAAAAUGAAAACUACUCACCGACAAUGACAAUGAGCGUGUGAAAGAAAAGCUCCGGCACCACGAUACCACAUGUCUUAAAGAAAGAACAAGGACCAACUUCACCAAGAACCAAGAGUGAGUCUAAUCUCGCUCAUCCAUGGGAAUCAAAUCCUACAGCUCUGGAAGAGAUGGAUGCAUCUCAUUUCAGCACAGAUAAGAGGAAGGACCCGUCUGAGAAGAGAGCUCUAAUAUUUUUAAACCACUCUGAUAUUUUCAUGUAAAAUUUGAAAUUGAGAAAUUGAGUAGGCAUCUAUGCUAAAAUUAUUAUAUUUCAGAACCACACUUUGGAUGUAGUGCAGAAUAGUAUGUACUUCAGGGAAGAUAUGCAGCAUUUGUUUAACAUUCCAUUUAGAGUAUAUUAGGAUAUAAUAUCUGAUAUUUUAAAAAGCCUCAGAAUAAGUUUGUCACGCUAUAAAGGCUUUCUCGAAAAAUGCUUAAUCCAGAGAAAGUUUGGGUUACAGUGGAACUGAUAUGCACCAGUGCAGAUCAUUCAGCUAUCAUGGCCUUCAUACUUGGGAAAUACAAUGAACCGUUAGCAAAAUUAAAAUGACUACUUCUGUUCCGUGACACAUUUUCUAACAAUGGAUUUUACUGCUGAAGCCUUCAAAUGAGCAUAAUGUGGGACAUUUUUUCCAGUGUUUUUGGGUGAGAGUUUGGUCAAACACAGCAUCAUGCAACACUGAAUCUUCUUUCACUGGCCUAGUUUUUGUUUUCCUUUGUGGUGUUGUAUUACGUUUUGACCCGUUAUUUCCCUUUAGUCAAGAGUUAGAAAUGUGCUGCAAACACCCAAAAUAUAGCUAUUUAACUAAAUUUAGCCAAUAAGCAAUGCCCUAUCGCGAUUUUGAUAACCGUUUUUUUGUUUCUGCAUAUUUUUUGAGACGUGUAAAUAUUUGUAUUAACAGCCAAAACAAACUGAACAACUUUCAGAGGCGCAGUGAAUACUGAAGUGUCUAUAUAAAAAGUAAAAAUUCUUGGGAUGGACACAUGGUUCGCCACUGAUACCGAUUAGCUGUCCUUUCUAUCCCCUGUUCACUGAACAAGCUUGAAAAAAGUUGAAACACUUUCCAAAAAAAUUUUGAUUUUUGUAAAAUUAUUUUUAAAAUAUAGUACACUGAAAAAGGGGUGAAUUUUUUUUUUUGCUGAGUUUGUAUAAGUUUCUCUUCCCUAGACUGUCUUAAUAUUUUGCCGCCUUACUUGACCUGUUACAUCAUGUUGUUUAGCCUUUACUGUAUGUAUUAUGUUCCUUGGAAUACACAGUGGAAUGACUUGUGUAAUUUUUAUGAUUAAAUUAUUUUUUGUUUAUACAACUA